Messenger RNA from Kwoniella shivajii, 1749 nucleotides. RefSeq lists its product as uncharacterized. The coding region runs from base 1 to 1749 and encodes 582 amino acids. The record is from RefSeq and is a predicted model, not a curated record. Gene Ontology annotation, biological process: malate metabolic process; pyruvate metabolic process. Gene Ontology annotation, molecular function: malate dehydrogenase (decarboxylating) (NAD+) activity; NAD binding. Gene Ontology annotation, cellular component: cytosol; mitochondrion. Lineage: Eukaryota; Fungi; Basidiomycota; Tremellomycetes; Tremellales; Cryptococcaceae. The transcript is spliced from 15 exons.
AUGACGAAAUCCAAAUCAUCUUUCCCAGAGUCGACGAACCCUCACCAGAUCAAAGUAUCCCUUCGAGGUAAAAGUAUUCUGGACAAUCCAAGGUUCAACAAAGGGAGUGCCUUCACUAGAGAGGAAAGAGAUCAUUUUGGUCUGAGAGGUAGAUUACCCUUUGCUGUCGAUACACUGGAAGAACAAGUGGAUAGAGCAUAUAAACAAUAUCAAGCUAGAGAGACUGAUAUACUGAAAAAUUCAUUCUUGGCGUCUAUGAAAGCUCAAAAUUGGACAUUGUACUAUGCACUACUCUCUUCUCAUCUGGUCGAAAUGUUCCCUAUAGUGUAUACUCCAACAGAGGCAGAUGCAAUUGCGGAUUACUCGCACUUGUUCAGAAGAAGUGAAGGGUUAUUCCUGAGUCCACCUGAUAUCGAUAAGAUGGAAGAAGACUUCUUGGAUGCUUGUGAAGGUAGAAAUCUGGAUCUAAUUGUCGUCUCUGACGCGGAAGCCAUAUUGGGUAUUGGUGAUCAGGGCUCAGGAGGAAUAGGGAUAUCCUCAGCUAAAGCAGUGAUCUAUACUCUCGCUGCAGGAAUCGACCCAGCAAGAGCUUUAGCAGUCACUUUAGACGUAGGAACGAAUAACGAAGAUUUACUCAACGAUCCACUAUAUAUCGGUUACAAAAAUAAAAGGUUACGCGGAGAGAAAUAUGAUGAGUUCGUGGACAAGUUCGUCGGUCUGGUUAAGAAAUAUCAGCCGAAAAGUUUAUUACACUUUGAAGAUUUCGGAGUGUCGAAUGCCCAGAAAUUGCUAGCUAGAUACAGAGAUCAGCUUUCUAUCUUCAACGACGACAUCCAAGGCACAGGAGCCGUGACGCUCGCCGCUUUACAAGCUGCUAUUGCGGUCACCAAGUCGAAACUUUCUGAUCAGCGAACGGUUAUUUACGGUUCAGGAUCAGCAGGAUUGGGUAUAGCCCGUCAGCUUCGCGAUGCGACGAAACUUGAAUCAGACGGGAAAGUCGAUUCGAAAGAAGCAGCUAGUAAAUUCUGGUUGAUGGAUAAAAACGGCUUGAUCAAGAAUUCACUGGGGAAAGACAAAAUUCGUGAUGAGAUUGAGGAUGAAUUUAUUAGACAGGAAGAUGAUUGGGGAAAAGAUGAAAAUGAUUUAUUGGAAGUAAUCAAAAAAGUUAAACCUGCAGUAUUGAUUGGAACUUCAACACAUACAGGAGCAUUCACAGAAGAAGUUGUGAAAGAAAUGGCGAAACACGUUGACAGACCUAUCAUUUUCCCAUUGAGUAAUCCAACUAGGAAAUGUGAAGCGGAUCCCAAAGACGUGAAUCAGUGGACCGAUGGAAAAGCUCUCAUGGCUACUGGAUCACCGUUCCCUCCUGUUGAGAUACCGGGACAAGAGAAGAAAUACGUGGUGGCGGAGUGCAAUAACGCUUUGAUUUACCCAGGGUUAGGUUUAGGGACUAUCUUAUCCCGUUCCAAAUCAAUGACCGAUUCAAUGAUCGUUGCAGGAGCCAAAAGGCUCUCUGAACUUGCACCUGCACUCAAAGAUCCGGAUGAAUCACUUUUACCCGAAUUUGGUGAUGCCGCGCAAGUCAAUUUCGAAGUCGCUUUAGCUGUCAUGGCAGCAGCCAAGGACGCCGGUGUAGCACGAGAAGAAAAGAUGCCUGAUGACGAAGAUGAAAGAAGAGAUUGGGCAGAAAAUAAAAGGUGGGAAGCGAAUUAUGCGGAAUACGUCUACGAUAAAGAUGGGUUGAAAUGA